Molecule: messenger RNA, 1866 nt
Organism: Cydia strobilella
Lineage: Eukaryota; Metazoa; Arthropoda; Insecta; Lepidoptera; Tortricidae
Product: facilitated trehalose transporter Tret1-2 homolog
Exons: 10
Coding region: 41-1822 (593 amino acids)
Biological process (GO): transmembrane transport
Cellular component (GO): membrane
Molecular function (GO): transmembrane transporter activity
Source: RefSeq, a predicted model, not a curated record
GCCCGGCGACGUGACGCGUCGCCCUCGCACGCACGCGCCGAUGCAAAGGAAUCGCGUCGAGAGGACCGCGUCGAAGCGAUGGCGGGGGUCGGUGCGGCGGAUUAUGUCGGCGGCUAUUUACAAUCUCUCCUGCUUUACGCACGGCUGCAGCACGGGCUGGGUUUCGGGCGUGCUAGGACGCGAGGCGCUGGCGGGCGGCGCGUGGCUGGCCGCGCUGCCGUGCCUCGUCGCGCUGCCCACCGCGCCUUUCUUCGCCUUCCUGGCCGACGCCCGCGGCAGGCGGGCUGGGGCAGGAGGCGUCGCCGCUACUUUUAUUUUGAGCUGGUCGCUGGCAGCGUGGUGCGGCCCGCGCGGCGUCUGGGCGGCCAGGGUGGCGGCCGGCGCAGGGGGAGCAGGAGCUUUAGCUCUAGCCCCAUUAUACUGUGCUGAAAUAUCGCCGAGGACUAAAGGGUUGGCAGCUAUGCCCGCGCUGGCUAUCAGCUGCGGCAUCCUCUUCGCUUUCGUGGCAGGCGGGGUACUGUCAGCACACGCGCUGUCUCUGUCUAUGGCUGCACCUCCAACCGUACUUCUGCUGUUACUUGUGUGGCUACCAGAGACGCCUUCUUUUCUCAUAAGCGUCGGACGAAUGCAGGAUGCAGCCAGAGUAAUCUGCUGGCUAGACGGCUCAGACUUCCGCGAAGACCUGACGGAUGCCAUCGAGCAGCAGGAAGUCAUGAUCAGAACGGAGCCAAGCCGUCGAGAGUCCGAAGCGCUACAGCCCAUGCUCAGGCGCAGCCGGAGCGAGGGCACUAGCGAGGGCAAGGAGCAGUCCGUGUGUUGGGAUCUAUUCCGCCACCGCCGCUCCCGACGCGCCUUGAUUUCCUGUUGCCUCCUUCUGGCCGCCGCUGCUGGUAGCGGCGCGGGCGCUGUCAACAGCUUUGCAGCAGCCGUACUCACUCACUCUGGGCACACGCUGCCAGCGCUGAACCUUACUGCUUACAACUUCACAGUGUAUAAUGGAACUAUGUCUCGUGGAUGGAUACAGACGUCAGAGACGGGGUCCGUCCUCUGUGGCACGGCGCUCGUCCUUGGAGCUGCAGUCGCCACUGUGACCGUUGACAAGGUCGGAAGGAAGGUGCUACUUCUAAUAUCGUGCGUCGGUGUAGCAUUCUGUCUCGCCAUCCUCGGCCUCUACUGCGACCCUCGCGCUCACAUGUACUCCUGGUACCCACACCGACUGUGGCCUUAUCGAAAACCUAUAGUCAAAGAAAAAACACACAACAACUAUACAAUCGAAAAUAUGGCUAAAGAUACCUUAAGAAAUAUUUCAGAUUCAAGGCCAUUUCCUUAUUUUGGAAAUGAAAGUAUAGCAGAAUUAAGUCUACAGACAGCAGAAAAAGAGGUUAAUAAUAGCGUAGAAGAAACAUCAUCAGUAAAAAUAAAUCCAAAUGUAAUGGAGAAUAAUGUUGUAGAUUCUAUAUGGCCACCAGUGAUACUGCUGUCAAUGGUUUUGUUCCUGUACAACAUUGGUUUGGGAUCCGUGCCUUAUGUAUUGAUCUCGGAAUUAUUUUCAAUCAAUGUACGCAGCGCCGCAUCAAGCUUGCUCAUAUCCUGGAUGUGGCUCAGCAGUUUCUUCACUCUUCGCUACUUCGGUUCUCUCGCUCUUACCCUCGGUCUCCACGGCACCUACUACAUCGGUGCUUCUAUCACACUCCUGGUAUCUGGGUUCAUCUACUUCAUGUUGCCUGAAACAAAAGGGAUGAAUCAAAAGCAAAUUGAUGAUCUGUUGAAUGGCCCGCUCCUGGUCCAUAAUAAAAGGAAACGCAAGACGAAUGAUACUUGAUCUUCGGAUUUGACCGAGAGUAGAGUUUCGGUGUUUUAAAAAUC